Cuculus canorus (common cuckoo) is the source of this 9267-nucleotide messenger RNA. RefSeq names its product glutamate ionotropic receptor AMPA type subunit 1 (gene GRIA1). The record is from RefSeq and is a predicted model, not a curated record. The transcript is spliced from 16 exons. Gene Ontology annotation, biological process: monoatomic ion transport; synaptic transmission, glutamatergic; modulation of chemical synaptic transmission. Gene Ontology annotation, molecular function: AMPA glutamate receptor activity; transmitter-gated monoatomic ion channel activity involved in regulation of postsynaptic membrane potential. Gene Ontology annotation, cellular component: plasma membrane; postsynaptic membrane; dendritic spine. Lineage: Eukaryota; Metazoa; Chordata; Aves; Cuculiformes; Cuculidae. Bases 226 to 2934 code for a protein of 902 amino acids.
GUGGAUGAGGAGCGGGCUCUCUUUCUUUCUCACGGGGCUCAGUUAAUCCUGCUGCCAGGCGGUGUUAAGCAGCAGUCUCGGCGCUGGAUUCCGAGCGAGGGAGACGCGCAGUCCUGAAGGCGCAGCGGAGGGGAGGCGAGAGAGGCGGCUAAAGAGAGCAGAGCGGGGGAAAAAUCAAAUCUAUGCUUGGAACUGGGCUUCUUUUUCGCCAAUGCAAAAGGGAAUAUGCAGCACAUUUUUGCCUUCUUCUGCACCAGUUUCCUAGGGGCGGUGUUAGGGGCUAAUUUCCCCAACAACAUCCAGAUAGGGGGGUUAUUUCCUAAUCAGCAGUCCCAGGAACAUGCGGCUUUUAGGUUUGCGUUGUCUCAGCUCACGGAACCCCCUAAGCUCCUUCCCCAGAUCGACAUUGUGAACAUUAGCGACAGCUUUGAAAUGACAUACACCUUCUGCUCACAGUUCUCCAAGGGCGUCUAUGCCAUCUUUGGAUUUUAUGAGAGAAGGACCGUCAACAUGCUUACAUCUUUCUGCGGAGCUCUCCAUGUCUGCUUCAUAACGCCAAGCUUCCCUGUCGAAACGUCCAACCAGUUUGUUCUCCAGCUUCGUCCAGAACUGCAGGAUGCCCUCAUCAGUGUCAUCGAGCACUACAACUGGCAGAAGUUUGUGUACAUUUACGAUGCUGACCGGGGGUUGUCAGUCCUACAGAAAGUGCUAGACACUGCAGCCGAGAAGAACUGGCAGGUGACAGCUGUCAACAUCCUGACAACGACAGAAGAGGGGUACCGCAUGCUCUUUCAGGAGCUGGAGAAGAAGAAGGAAAGACUGGUGGUGGUGGAUUGUGAAUCUGAGCGGCUAAACAUCAUCCUUAGCAAGAUCAUCAAGCUUGAAAAGAAUGGGAAUGGGUACCACUACAUUCUGGCAAAUUUGGGAUUCAUGGAUAUCGACCUGACCAAAUUCAAGGAGAGUGGAGCCAAUGUAACUGGCUUCCAGUUGGUGAAUUACACGGAUGCUGUUCCUGCCAGAAUCAUGCAGCAGUGGAGGAAUAAUGAUGCCAGGGAGCAUCCUCGUGUGGACUGGAAGAGGCCAAAGUACACGUCAGCUCUAACAUACGAUGGGGUCCGAGUGAUGGCUGAGGCGUUUCAGAACCUACGGAGGCAGCGGAUCGACAUCUCCCGUCGCGGCAAUGCUGGAGAUUGCCUUGCCAACCCAGCUGUGCCCUGGGGACAAGGCAUCGACAUCCAGAGAGCACUGCAGCAGGUCCAUUUUGAAGGAUUGUCUGGCAACGUUCAGUUUAAUGAGAAGGGACGGAGGACCAACUACACUCUCCAUGUGAUUGAGAUGAAACACGAUGGAAUCAGAAAGAUUGGCUACUGGAAUGAAGAUGAGAAGCUGGUUCCAGCAGCCAUAGAUACUCAAAGCGGCAAUGAGUCCACAAGCCUCCAGAACAGGACUUACAUAGUCACGACUAUCCUAGAAGACCCAUAUGUGAUGCUCAAGAAGAACGCCAAUCAGUUUGAAGGCAAUGAGAGGUAUGAAGGUUACUGUGUGGAGCUCGCUGCUGAGAUUGCAAAGCAUGUUGGCUACCACUACAGGCUGGAGAUUGUCAGAGAUGGGAAGUACGGAGCCCGGGACCCUGACACCAAAACGUGGAAUGGCAUGGUGGGAGAACUCGUUUAUGGGAGGGCGGAUGUGGCUGUGGCACCGUUAACCAUCACUCUGGUUCGAGAAGAAGUUAUAGACUUUUCCAAACCGUUCAUGAGCUUAGGUAUCUCGAUCAUGAUAAAAAAACCUCAGAAGUCCAAACCAGGAGUUUUUUCUUUUCUGGAUCCUUUGGCAUAUGAGAUAUGGAUGUGCAUUGUUUUUGCUUACAUUGGAGUGAGCGUUGUCCUCUUCCUGGUGAGUCGCUUCAGCCCUUACGAGUGGCACACUGAGGAAUUUGAGGAAGGACGGGAUCAGCCAGCGAAUGACCAGACGAAUGAGUUUGGGAUAUUCAACAGUCUCUGGUUCUCCCUAGGAGCUUUUAUGCAGCAAGGAUGUGAUAUUUCUCCAAGGUCUCUCUCUGGCCGCAUAGUCGGUGGCGUCUGGUGGUUCUUCACCUUGAUCAUCAUAUCCUCCUACACAGCUAACCUGGCUGCCUUCCUCACCGUGGAAAGGAUGGUUUCUCCAAUUGAGAGUGCAGAGGACCUGGCCAAGCAGACAGAAAUUGCCUAUGGAACCCUGGAAGCUGGCUCCACUAAAGAGUUUUUCAGGAGAUCCAAAAUAGCAGUCUUUGAGAAGAUGUGGACAUACAUGAAGUCAGCCGAACCCUCCGUUUUUGUGAGGACAACGGAAGAGGGGAUGAUCCGCGUGAGGAAGUCAAAAGGAAAGUAUGCCUACCUCUUGGAGUCCACGAUGAACGAGUACAUCGAGCAGCGGAAGCCCUGUGACACUAUGAAGGUGGGAGGUAACUUGGACUCCAAAGGCUAUGGCAUUGCAACGCCAAAGGGGUCUGCACUGAGAAACCCAGUAAACCUGGCAGUGUUAAAACUGAACGAGCAGGGGCUUUUGGACAAAUUGAAAAACAAAUGGUGGUACGACAAGGGCGAAUGCGGCAGCGGGGGAGGUGAUUCCAAGGACAAGACAAGCGCGCUGAGUCUCAGCAAUGUGGCAGGGGUUUUCUAUAUCCUCAUCGGUGGGCUCGGAUUAGCCAUGCUGGUUGCCUUAAUCGAGUUUUGUUACAAGUCCAGAAGUGAAUCAAAGCGGAUGAAGGGUUUUUGUUUAAUCCCACAGCAAUCAAUCAACGAAGCCAUACGGACAUCAACCCUUCCCAGGCCAGCUGCAGCAGGAGGCAGUGGAGAAAACGGACGUGUGGUCAGCCACGAUUUCGCCAAAUCCAUGCAGACGAUCCCGUGCAUGAGCCACAGCACCGGCAUGUCCCUGGGAGCUACGGGAUUAUAAUUGGCCUUUUGACCCAUUGCCUGGGUGAGAGCAGGGGCAGCCCGACUCCACCCCCUCCAGAGCCAAAAACAAACCCAACACCAACAAGACAAAUGAUGAUGACAGAAGGGACAAUUGGAUGGAUGUUCUCAAGGAAAUCAAAUCUAUUUCCCUUUUUAUUUGCAAACAGAUCCACUGGCAGGAGGACAGAAACAGGUCUGUACUGCAAUAAGGAGAGUGUAAUAGGAUUUAACAGACUCGUGUACCAUCCCUGAUCAAAGAACCACUGGAACACUAAUGAGAACUAUGCCAUUUUGUUUUAAAUUGGUUGUUAAUAAGUCUUAGUGUGUGCAAUAUAUAUAUUUUUUCUUACUAAUUCCUGUGGUGUCAGGGUAACAUCACCUUUUCCCUCUUCCCUGCUCAGUCCUUCAAUUUGGUUUAGUUUGGGAUGCAAACAAUAAUGUCUGAGCUACUAACAGUAAAAAAGAAAAUCUGUUAAAUGGCAAGCUGAACUCCCUCAAGGCCUCAGCAUUGACCCCUUUUGUCCAUCGUGAUUCUGCCUUCCGUUCUGUUGUGAACUUGGGCUGUGGAGUUACUGUGAUGAUGCAGACAGAGCUGCAAAUAGCUCUCCCUGCAACAGAAGAUCUCAAUGCAAGAAAGACCCUAAACAAAACGAGGCUGUUUUACAGGGGCAAAGUCAUGAGUGAGUUUGGAAAUCCCUAGUGACCUGAGGACAAAGUGAUAAUUCUUCAAUGGAUGAUGAGUGGAAGUUCAAAAGAAGAAUCGUGUCCCUAGAGUGGAGGGCAUCAUGUGUGGCAGACUAGAGUGGAUGGUUGGUCCAAGAUCAUGGUCAGCUGCAGUUUAUGGAAGAGAGAAAGUAAAUGCCACACUCCCCUUACGUGUGACUCUCCUUCCUAGGUUACUGGAGGCUAAUAAGGAAUUGUGAACCAUUUCUUCAUUGCUUAGCUUCUGUGUGUGCUCCCUGUUUGGUGGUCACAUAAGGGAACCACCUUGAACCAGGAACAGACCAUCUCAAGACAUCCAGUUCUAGAUGGCUGCCUAUUAACCAGUAAAACAUGCUAGAAGUCAUGGGGCUGCAAUGGGAAUAUCCCUGCCUUUUUGCUCUGAAAUCCUUUUAUGGCCAUUUUUCUAAUUAAGAGGGACAUUUUGUAGAUAGUUGGCCAGAAUGGCUCCCUGGAAGAAACUGCUGAAGCAAACCAAGGAGGAGACCCUACAAGAGCUUCGUUCAAGUGUCCACGACAUUUGACGACAUCAGGGCUGGUCAAACAGAGCCUUCCCGUCAAGUUGUGGCCUGUCUGGGUACAAAGCCAAAAGUAGCAGAUUCCCAUUCAAGUAUCCUUAGGGAGAGGGAAGCAUCCACAAGCCAGGAGAGCAGGUUGCUGACUAUAAACUUUGUAUUGCAGAAACUGUGAGUCCAGGCACAGGUGUGGAGGUCAAAGAGACAAAGAUGGUUUUCCAGAAUCGCACAAAAGGAUCAUUCUGUGAAUCACUGGCAUGGACAGACAAAUGCUGCCCACCUUGAUGGGCCUGAGACACCUCUCCAGAAGUGAAGGAUUCCCAGGGGAGCAUCUGGAGAGAGAGAAGGUCUCCAGGGCAGGGACCACAGUGAGCUCACUUAGCCUUGUCCCAUCUCACAGAUCGAUCACUGACGGCAAAUAAAAUACAAAGCUUCUCACAGGACCCAGCAAAUAUCUGUCUGGGGACUGAGCUGCUCUUGGAAUCUUAUGAGCUGCUUUUUCUCAUUCUUUUUGCUUUUUUUUCCUCUUUUUUUUUUUUUUUUCCUGCAACACAGCAAGAGAGGAUCAAGAAAAGAAGGGAAGCAAAUGAGCAGGAAAUGAUGCUGGCAAAUGACUGACACAGGUCUAUGAGGAGCAUCUCUCUAUGCAGCUGUCCUAAGUACAGUUGGAAGCCGCCUGAAUACCAGUUUCUGUUAGCGUACGAAUGUGCAGAGCAAUACAUUUACCACCUUUAACACCAGCCUGGUCUGAGGUAUCUGUUCCAUUUACUCAAUUGUCAUGCAGCACUUUGGAGACCAGCAAGUCAGAGUCAAGGUCCUUCAGGCACAGCAUGUCUUGUGCCAACAUGUUUUCCUCUCUCCACCACUGGAAUCCCUUGUGAUGUUCACCUUUCAUCACUGAACACGAACUCUGUUUUCAACCACUCCAAACACCUCUCCGGGUCACUUCGUGUUAGCUAUCUUUUUUUUUUCAAUCCGCUUUUCUUCAUUUUAACUUCAGUUCUGUGGAAGUGCUGGCACAGUGGAGGCGUCCCACAAGCAGCCUGUUUCCAUGCCCAGAGCCCUCGGAUGCAUCUCCUGACCCAGCUCUUGCUGUAUCCUGGACCUUGCCGCUGCAGUGCGUCUCCGGGCGCUGCGGAGUGCGCAGGCUGAUGAGACCCAUGGGUGCCCUGUCAUCCUCCCAGGGCAGGACCACGUGGCAGCAGGUCAUGGGGAGCCCGAGGGAGCAGUUUAACAGUCUCGUGAGAAGCAGCACAUCUGUGCUGGGACUGACCGCCUGUGACGCGAAGAUGUGAGAUGGCAGCUUUCAAAGGCUUUUGAUCAGUGGAGGUGUUAAAAAAAAAUAUAUAUGAAUAGGACAAAAGCGUGGAAAAUGUUAACUUGUAAUAUGUAUUUUUACUACACUUUUCUUAAAAAUAGAGUAAUGGUAAAACUCUUAAAGACAUUGACAUUUUUUCUCAACAGGAAUCCAUAUUUAACAGUUUUGGCUUUCAUUAAAUUUUGCUCUUUGGUACCUGGAUCUUUUAUUUAACAGCUCUAUUUGUUUUAUCUCUUUUGGUUUUUCUUUCUUUUUUUUUCCUUUUGGCACUACUGCAGAGGAUUUUGCUUUAUCAAAUGCAAUAGUGUUUUUCUUUUCACAUUCUCUUUUUUCCAAGCAACAUUCUUAUUGGUAAUUAUUAUUUACAUAAAAAUGAAACUGUCAGCUGGAAUUUUAGCACCAAGGAUCCAUGAUCCAUUUUUCAUACCUGUCCACACCGUUUUGUGCCAGUGCUGGAUGUGUGAAAAUGAAAAUUAUGUUACCCCUCAGGCAAUAUUACCCAACCUGAAUCAAACAAGAUUUCCUUGAUUAUUGCUGUGUCUGACUUGUGAACAGCAGCCAAAUAAACUGCUUCAGGUUGAAAUUGGGAAUCUAUCUAAUAUUUACCCAAGAGUCAGGAAACUCACAUUCAUUGGGUUCAAAGCUAAUGAUUUUGCUUCAUUUGGAGUUUUGCAGGGUUAUUUUUGAGGAGAACUAUUAGAUGAUUUUAGCUUGUUUUUACGGAGAGAGAAGACACAUUCAGCUCAGACAUAAUUCAGAACCAGCACUGGUCCAAAAACCUUCACCAGGAUCAGCUUUUCUAAGAGCUCCCAUGGUGUUUCGGAGGCUUGGACACUUCAAUGUUUCUUCUUCAGUUUUCACAAAAUUAACCUCCUAAAUUCUUUAUCCAAAAGUUUGUUGAAGUGGAAGUGUUCAGGGCCAGGUUGGAUGGGCCUUGGGCAGCCUGAUCUAGUGGGAUGUCCCUGCCCAUGGCAGGGGGGUUGGGAUCAGAUGAUCUUUAGAGUCCCUCCCGACUCAAACCAUUCUAUGAUUCUAUUCUAUGAUUCCCUAUACCAUCAUUCCCGUUUAUCAACUGGAGAAGCUGAGACAAAAAAGUGCCUUGGACCAGGCGUCCCAGCUCACCCCACAGGGCCGUGGUUAUAGAUUCAAAGUCUCCAACAUUCACAAGGAGGUUUUUAUACCCUCUGGUAACUUUUAAGGAGUCAGCAAAGGGUAGAAUUAAUAUCUUUUGAAAGGGACUGGGAUCUCUCAGGCUUCAAAGCACAACAGACUCCAAAAUCAAUGGGUCCUGAGGGAGAGGUUUCCUGUGGGCAGGCUGUGCUGGAUCAGCCCAUUUUGGUCUUCCACAAUUGCUUAGGCAUCCAGUACUGUACUGUGGGCUUGGAUCCUGUCUCAAAACACUUUUCUUGCUCAGUGGUUCACUCUCUCUUCCCAGUGAAACUGCAGAAAUGCAAAAGAAAUGUUCCUUUAUAUCUUGGCAUAAGUAGGACAAAAAUUGCUCCUAGUGGCAAAAGCAAAUAUUCCUUGUAAGAAAGUCCCAGCAAGAAUCCAAAACCAUCUUCAGCAGCUGUUGAAGCAAAAGAACACCACACCUUGAAGUGCAUCAGGUGAGGAACAGAUGCAUCACCUAGUCCAUCCUUUUGCUGUAGGAUGCUAGCCUUGGCAUCAGGACACAAAGCUGGGAUGCUCCAAAAAGAUUUUGUUAGACUUUUUUGUUGAUGUGCCAGCCUGCCAUCAAAUGCAAGAACUUACUCAUCUAAGCUCAGUGAAAAGAUGGGGCAGGUGCACAUCAAUGUUUGCUGUAACUCAGUGGGUACCAAUAACCUGUUCCACUCCAGAAACUCAGCCACAUAUCUCCAUCAAAAUUUUUGGCAGACAUGGAAAGUUUUCACUGUGAACACAGGCUCAUACUCAGUUUUCAAUGCCAUGGUCAGUCGCCCAAGGCUCACACAUAGCACUGGGUCCCCAAGAGAAUAUUUUUGCCCACAUUUCUAAUAGGUUGGUCCCACCUGGAGGCACGUGUCAGAGCUUACGUUACCCAUCACCAUGGUACGUGGUAGCCUUAGGACAAUGCUGAUUCUUUUCGCUGCCACAGCAUGAGAAAUAAUAGCACAGAUUGGAUCUUAGCUAAUGAACGUUGCUCCAAAGCACCACCUUGGAGACUAGAGAAGAUUGGUUCAAUCCCUUCCAUCAGUAAAGGUACUAGAUUAACCCCAAAUACCUUUUAGAGAUCUGCGUGGCCUGUUCCCUGAUGGUUUGUGUAGCUGCCAACCUCUCUUGAACACAGAUUCCCCAGUUGCCUCCAUGUUAUUUAUGGGCACAAACCAAUUUGUCAGCCACCAGUGCUGGUUUGGUGUCUUGGCAGCCAACUGCUGGCUAAAACCCCUGUGCUUGGACCUCUACUACUCAGUUAAUUAAUUAACAGAAAUACAGGGAGGUCACUGUGUCAUGCACAGCUGCUUACCAGACUGCAGGAGGGCAGGACUUUGGGGGCAAAAUCCACAUGCAAACCCCAGCUCAAAAUACACCAGACAGUGCCAGACAAACUGCUUGGGCUCGAUGUUGCUCCAGCUUCAUUGCAGAGAUGGCACCCCUCAGAGCUCCCUUCUUACACAGAGCUGCUCUGUUCUUUUCCACGCAUUUGGUUUAAGUGCUUAAGAGGAAUGAAUUUAGGGUGCAAGGAACUGGAAAGGGUUCCAGGCAUGGAGGAGUAGCUCAAGACUAAUCUCUCCAUCAAAAUCCCAACCUAUCCCUCUCUGGGAUUCUCCACUCAGCCCUCACUGCAGCAUCACCUCUUAUUUCUUUCCUAUCCAUCCCCCGUCUCUCCAUCAUCUGUACAUCAGUCUCACCCUCAGCACUGCCACCUACUCCUCUCCGGGACCUGGAAUAGGCUCUGGGUAUGAACAUUGUGGUUGCCUUAUUACAGUUAAGACUAUAUCACCAAAUAGCUUUAGAAAGCAAAUGAACUAACUUACUGUACUUUGGGAUGGGGGCAGAGAUGUGAAUCCAGCUCCUCAUUGGGCAGAAGCAAACCCACUACCCAUCGCUCUGUACUUAGGCAGCGAGGAGCCUUUCUGCUAAUGGGGUUUUAGAGCCAGAAUCUCGCAAAAUGCUGUUAUCUGGCUGUUCUCAAAGCACUUAAUCUCCCUUUUGCUCGUGCAUACAUCACAAGAAGGCAUCAGUAUCUGUCUGCCAGGAGGUACACCUGGCUGGAGAUGGGAGGUAGGGCGCUGGGCAUCAUCUCCACCAAACUGGUACCCAAGUGAACAAAUCUGCUGAAUGUGCACAAGUGGAGAGCUGUCUCUAGAACGGUGAAACAAAGUAAUCCUCACCACUAGAAGGGAUUCACUAAUCAUGCACAUCCCUUUCUCAUGCAUACACACACACGCACAUGCAUACACAGAUAUUAAGAGAUUACUUUGAUGGCCCAAAUUGGCUGUCAAGGUGACUUUUUGUUGUUAAGGAUCAAUAGAGUAUAACAUAAGAGCCACAAAGUAUGUUCAUUAUUCUGCAGGGCUGGUUUAACAUGCUUUUCUGGGUCCCUUUUGCAGUAAUUCCUCCUCUGUUUGAGCUGCCUUCAAAUUAAUUUCAUGUCAUGUUCUUUAAGUCCUGACUUUUUAGAGGAGAGGUACAUGGUGUUAUUCAUAUCAGUAUUACAGUGUAAUAAAUCAAUGCUUUCCCAUUGGAAGGAUUUCAGACAAUUUCACCACUUGCUCUCAGGAACUCAAAAGACAACCUCUCUGCCAGGACAUGUGCCAACUGAAAAAGAAAAAAAAAA